Musa acuminata subsp. malaccensis (wild Malaysian banana) is the source of this 1793-nucleotide messenger RNA. The record is from RefSeq and is a predicted model, not a curated record. NCBI's taxonomy places the organism in Eukaryota, Viridiplantae, Streptophyta, Magnoliopsida, Zingiberales, Musaceae.
CUCUCUCUUUCUUUAUCCAUCUCCAUUUAUACCUACAGCCAUUCUUCCCUUCGUUUUCAUGGAAGAGGAAAGAGAUAUUGCAUUCUCUCUCUAGGCAAUACACCUCUCUCUCUUUCUUCCUCUGGGUCAGUAUCUUUCUUUUCGUGCGUAGCAAUCUGGGAAUCCUGCAAUUAUGGCUGCACCUCUUCCCGCGAUGCUGCAGCAUUUAUUAUUUGCCAUUCUCCUAUCUCCAGGCCUGCCUUCUCACUGUCUUGUUCUCUCUCUCUCUAGUUUCUUUGUUAUAUAGUCUUCGAACAUUGUACCCCUGGAAAUCAUAACCCACUCAUGACCUAAUAAUCACGGAAAAAAGCUUCUAUUUAUCCCAGUACUCCCACUCGAUUUCCUUCGCAUCCCUCACUCUACUCCACCACCUCUGGCUCUCUUUCCAGCCCUUCUUUCUUCCAAGAAGCUGCUCUUCAUUUAGGAGUUAAUUCUCAGCAGGGAAACUCUUUACAUAUUGCUGAUCCCGAUCUUCCACCUUCUGCCUCAUCGAGCUCAAAUGUCAACCAUCUAUCCUGAUCUCUCACUCCACAUCAGUCCACCAUCGGUCUCCGUCGACGGAGCUUCGAUGAUGGGGGCUUUUGGGGGGGAGGCAGGUACGAUCUCUGGUAGCAGCGAGGGCGACAUGGGACACGAUCAAGCCUUCUUGCAGAAUGACCACGGCGGGGAGUUAAACCAUGCUGAACCGAGGUUGAGCCUGGGGCUCCAGUCACCAGGGUCAAGUCUCAGCAAUCACCAUGAGAAGCUUCAUCGUCCUCAGAUCUGUGGAUUUAAGCGGAGUUCGAGGUCGGCCCAUGGAGGGAAGAGGAGCGUUAGGGCUCCGAGAAUGAGGUGGACGUCCACCUUACACGCACAUUUCGUUCAUGCGGUGAAGCUCCUCGGCGGCCACGAGAGAGCGACGCCAAAAUCAGUGUUGGAGCUGAUGAACGUCAAGGAUCUCACACUUGCUCAUGUAAAGAGCCAUCUGCAGAUGUACAGAACAGUGAAGAGCACUGACAGAGGAGAGGCAGGUCAAGGUCAGGCAGAUAUGGGCAUUAGCCAGAGGACAGGGAUGGAGGAAGUGGAGGGAGGACUGCCAUGUGAUAAAGCUGGGAGUGAGAUCACUUCAUCUUAUCAUUCCCUCAGCACACCAACCCCACCAACCACACAGGUCAAAUCUCCUAGGAACUCCAAGAUGAAGAAGAGAAGGGUCCCAAGAAUUGCUACAGAAGGGAUAGAAAAGGUUAUUGUGUCACACAUCUGGCAGGACAACUUCAUUUGGAUAAUUCUUGGAAGUGUUUGGACACACACAUCUCCUCAUUUUUCAUGACAUUAUUGUUCUAUCUUGCCUCUGAUCCUUCAGAAGUAUAUAUUUUGAUUGCUAUGUCUCACUUAUUUCUUAUUUAUGAGGUCCUUAGGAUGUCAGAUUGCCCCUGUCCCAUUUGGAUUGAAGGUUCAUGACUGUAGGCUACAAACAAUGACAAAAGACAACCAAAUCAGUUUGUAACUUUGUGAAAGGGUGAUGUGGCUGGAACAGUGAGAACUGUGCAACACUGUUGCUGCUGAAACUGGAUCUAUAUCUGUCCAUAGCAACAAACAUAUAUAUCACAUCUAAUGUUGACACACCAUAUCAUUUUGUUGCCCAAUAAAUUUCUGAUUUCAUUGUCCAUCUUGUGUGCAGAGAGAUGUAUCCAUCUGCAGAGAGGCAUGCUUGGAACCCAUCAAUCAAACAAAAUGGAUUGGCAUAUCCCUUCUUCAGAAGUGAUGAUUUGCUA